This is a messenger RNA of Syngnathus typhle (broad-nosed pipefish), 975 nucleotides long. RefSeq lists its product as uncharacterized. The coding region runs from base 93 to 698 and encodes 201 amino acids. The record is from RefSeq and is a predicted model, not a curated record. Gene Ontology annotation, cellular component: nucleus. Gene Ontology annotation, biological process: regulation of DNA-templated transcription. NCBI's taxonomy places the organism in Eukaryota, Metazoa, Chordata, Actinopteri, Syngnathiformes, Syngnathidae. The transcript has 4 exons.
UGGGCGGAGUCAAAUAGUCAAGAAAAAGAAUAAAACAGCCAAGCGGGUUGCAGAUAGGCGAGAAGACGACGAGGAGCUGCUAUUCAGAGACCAUGUCUGAAGAAGUCAUCUUCUCCACCAAUCGGCAGAUGGCACGUGAGGUUUGUCACGUCCUCCAGUCGCAGGGUCCAAAGCCAUCCCAGUUGCUUCUCGUUGCCGAUGUUUCCGACAACAUUCAAUUGGGAAGGUGCCGGAGCCCUGAGGAGGAGCUGCUACUCCUCCAACAAUUACUCUGCUUUGCCAAGACAUGGCAAAUCAUCCAUGGAAUGGCUACUGCCAAUCACGAUCAGGUGGGCGGGGCCAGAUGGGAUCCUUCCCCCCUGCAUCCGGCCACCUCUACCCUCAGGUCUUUACAAUGGCCUCAUAAAGGACGAGUCUUGUGCGGCCUGUGUGGGAAAAGUUUCUAUGACAAAGGAACGUUGAAGAUCCACCACAGCGGUGUGCAUCUCAAAAUCAAACACGGCUGCACAGUGGCAGGCUGCGCCAUGCUCUUUAGUUCUCUGCGCAGUCGGAACCGACAUAGCACCAACCCCAACCCACGUCUGCACCGUGGUGCUUUCACAAUGAAAGAUGACUGGACCCCUCCGCAAAGUACAGCUGGCAAUGCCCCUGGCAGUCAGCAUCAUUAUGUGGCAGUGCGAGCAAAGCAGAGCAACUAGUUGCUGUCGCCGGCUUGCCGGCCAAUCAGUAGCCGUCCUAGGAGUCACAUGACAGCUCGCCCCAAAGGAAAAAGUCUAGAUUCUAGAAAGUUGAGCAUGCCGCCAAAAGUCAUCGGUCAUUUGGAAGGAAUAAUGUAUUUAAAAAACUUGUUCAUUUGGGCGCCAUCUAGUGGACAAACAAGUUGAUCCAUAAAAAUGCAUGCCUUUUGUUCUUUCUUUACUGUCAACUACGGGGGAAAAACAAUACAAAUAAGACAAAUAAAAAUCACAAACGAUC